CAAGCAUUAGCUCAGUCGCACCACGCGUCUCCGUGCUGUGCACUGUGCACUCUGAGCAAUACAUCAACGCACAAACACAAGAAAAGCAACAACCUGCCGUUCCAGAGAACUCCCAAAGUCUGUUACCGAAGUGCAUGGACUAUAUUCUUGAUGCUGAAGAUUCGGUGACACACCAGAGCAACUCAGGGAGGGAAGAAAAAACGCACGAGGAUAAAAAAAGAAUAAUUUAUAUUUUGAACCCUGGAUUUAAUCAAUGCGUACAUUAUACAUACCCCCCAAUAUAUGAAUUAUCUUGCGCUUUCGAAUUUUUAUAAUUCGUCAACUGUUUAAAAAAACAUAAACCACAACCAAAGUGACAAGACGCAGGAUAUGGGCACCGUGGCGUUAAUUGCAUUACUCGGAGCGCUGGUGGGGGCUCUGGGGGCCAAAGAGGACUGUAGUUCAGGGGCGUACACAACCAGCGGGGAGUGCUGUCAGCAGUGCCAGCCUGGGGAGGGGAUGGUGCAGGAGUGUGGAGCUACCCAAACAGUCUGCGCCCAAUGCCGGGACAGUGAGACCUUCUCAGACAUCUACAGCCACACAGAGUCCUGCCAGCCCUGCACACAGUGCACCGGCGUGUUGCGCAUGCAGACUCCCUGCACCGACAGCAAUGACGCCAUUUGCAUGUGUGAAUAUGGCUACUUCAUGGAGGGGGAGAAUGGACUUUGUAAGGAAUGCACCUUGUGCCCUGUGGGUACGGGCAUGGUGGGGCGUUGCGAGCAUGACCACGACACCAUCUGUGAAGAUUGCCCAGAUGGAACCUUUUCUGACCAGGAGAACUCAUUGGACCCCUGCCUCCCGUGCAACACCUGUGAGGAUAACGUGGAGGUGGAGCUGUACGAGUGCACCUCCAUUAGUGACACAGUCUGCAAAGAUUUAAAGCCACCCAUUGAUCCGGUCACAUCACUGCCUUCACUGAGUCCCUCACCUGCCGCCUUCACGGACAUACCUCUGCCCGUAUCCCCCACUGAGGAUGGAGCCCCCACCACAAUAUCAAACAUCCCAGAGUUCAAUGGACUCAAUGAGAAGCUUAUACCUAUCUACUGCUCCAUCCUGGCUGCUGUGGUCCUGGGGGUCCUGGCCUUCAUCAUUUUCAAGAGGUGGAAUAGUUACAAGCAGAACAAGCAGGGUGCCAACAAUCGCACUGUGAACCAAACUCCAUCGCCAGAGGGGGAGAAGUUGCAUAGUGACAGUGGCAUUUCUGUGGACACCCAAAGCCUACAGGAGCAGCAACAACAGCAGCAGACACAGGCACAGACAGUGGUGGUGAAGGUGGACGGGGGGCCCGUCUUGGCUCUACCCCCGCACAAGCGCGAGGAGGUGGAGAAGCUGCUGAACAGGGGCUGCGGAAACGAGGGAACGGGCGAGGAGGAGGAGGAGACGGACUGGUGCAACCUCGCAGGACUGCUGGGCUAUGAGGAAGAGCACAUCGCCACCUUCCGGCAGGAGGAGCGUCCGAUCCGGGCCCUGCUUUCCGACUGGGCCAGCAAAGACUGUGCCAGCGUGGACGCUCUCUGCACGGCCCUACGCAAGAUCAACCGGGACGACGUCGCCCAGAGCCUGGCGCCUCGUCCCAACACCGAACCCACCGCCACGUCAGCCGUGUGAAGGCCUGGCCAGGCUCUCCUCCCCACUGCCGCCCUCGUCCCAACACCGAACCCACCGCCACGUCAGCCCUGUGAAGGCCUGGCCAGGCUCUCCUCCCCACCGCCACGUCAGCCGUGUGAAGGCCUGGCCAGCUCUCCUCCCCACUGCCGCCUGACCUGGCACCUUGUCCCAAUACUGAAUCCACCGCCACGUCAGCCGUGUGAAGGCCUGGCCAGGCUCUCCUCCCCAUGGGGUUUUGCGUGAUUGAGAUAGGGGAUGCCUAUUGGUAGGGGGAGGCCGCCUUGCGAAAGGCGCCUACAAAGACAAAUGUCUGGUUGGUUGUUGGAUUUUUCUUUCAAAGGGAACAGGUUUCUGAUGAAGGACUGAGUAGAAAAAACCCUUCCCUCUGUUUCCUCCCAGCCCCCGAGGAGUUCAUGUCCACAUUCUCCACACUGACUCCCAUUCCUUUCCAUUACCUGUGGUCCUCAGUUCAUUAUUCUGUGUAACUAUGCCUGACUCUCCCACUGCCCUCGUCCCCCUACCUGCCAGUUGCCUGCCCCCGCCACCUCCAACGCUCCUUCAGAUGUAUGCUCCCCAUGUGACCCAUUGUCAGUAUUCUCCCCUUACUCCCUUUCCCUUGUACAAAGACAAACAGAGACCAGAAGCUGUAUCUCCUCAAGGUUUACUAUAGGCUACAUCUAAACUACUGCCAGAGCCAUAAUAAUGCUUUACUGUGUAUUUCCUCAGAGUAGAAUACCACACUCAGUUCCCUCCUGAAACCAUCACUAGUGGUGAGCCUCUCUCUCUCACCGUCUGUCACAUUGUUUCAUGAAAACCACAUUACUGUGGGUUCACUUUAUACAGUGAAAAUCUCAGUGUGGGUUCACUUUAUACAGUGAAAGUCCCAGUGUGGGUUCCCUCUUUAUGUUUUUCUCUUAUUUCUCUUAUUUUCUCUUUCUAUUCCAUUUCUCCUAUUAUUCUUCCUAUUAUUUCCCUGAUUGGAUUUGCUCACGUUUUUUUUCUUUAGAGGAAAAGCAGUGAACCAAUUCCAUCCUCUUUCAAAUCUCAACUGUCCUUAGUGCCUCCAUUUUGAAGUAAACCACAAAGCUAUAUAUAUUAAUCUAUUGUAUAUUCUGUAAAAUAAAGUAUACCAAUGUUUGUGAUUAUAUAGUAGAGUUCUAUGGCUUGUGCCUGAUUUUGCUGGCUGACAGCAUCUUCCCACUCAGAUUAGAGACUCUGAUUUGCCAGACAUGAACAACUAACGGAGAGCCAGCAUGCAAAGGUUAAAGUUAGCACACACUUUGUUUGGGCUAUAACCACUUAUUCAGUGACAACAACCCCACAAACUAAUGCCUGUCUAGUCUUUUUUUGUCCAACCUCACAUAUGAACAGGGAUUAAAUCAUUUUGAGAAUAGUUUGUACCUUUAAAAGUAAUUACUGGUAAUUAUAUCAUUACAAAUCCCCCUUUUAGUUUUACUUUGUAUUUCGUGCUUUUUUAUGUUAUAAAGUUUACACUGGAGUGGAGCUGUGUAUAUUGAAUAUGCAACUUGUGGAACUAUAUACUCUCACACAAACCUGUUGUCUGAGUAGGUUGACUGGAAGGGGAGAGGGGUUUUCAUCAAGCGGCUUAAAGUGGAAAUAUGACACUGGCUGCUACACUCUGAGAUUCAUCUGCAUGACACAAGGCAUUGGUUCCUCAGCCCUUCACCCUGAACCUGAAGGGGAGUGACAGGGAAGGAAGCCAUGAUCCUCUCAAGACACAGCAGUCAGGCACACAUUACACUCUGUACUCACUCCCUGCUGCAAUACAAAAUACAAAAUAACUUCUGGUGGGAAAAGAACAUAAAGAGAAUGCAUGGACAUUACAGAAAGGUAACAAAUCCGAUUCUACAAGUAUACCUGUUAUUACCUAGGCGUCCACUUCUUAACCAUUACCCGAAUGUGUGCCAGGUGCAGUGUGGUUAUAAAUAUUGAGCACUGUCCAGACAGAUAUUAAACACGACUGGGGCUAUUUCAAGUGCUGUAAGCCUAAUGUGGAACAAAGUAGAUCUGUUAUGUUCUUUGAGCAGGAACUCAUCAGGGAGUGCCGGAAUGAAAUGUGCACUCUGUUUCUCAGAAGGUAUUCUUUAGGUGUCACAUUAUUUACAACAUGUUUUACUGUGGCCUGUCUUCUUGCUGUAGCUAUGCGCUGCCUCCUUAGCAAAGGACCAAUCCACUUGCUUGUGAAGUAUACUGAUCCACAUAAUCACACGUCUAAUGUACCACAUAUACAGUAAUAAAGGUAUUCAUACAUAUUAUGCUUCAGAAUCAGGUCAGAAAAUUCAGGAGUAUGUUCUCAGGGUUCCUCAUACAUGGCUUGACAGUUGCAGUCGAUUGCUUGGUUGUAUUAUAAACAAAAUUAUGGACAAUUGGUAUUACAUUACAUUGCAAGAUAGGGGCCUCAUUACAGGACAGAGAAGUGCGCAGUCGGGAAAACCCCUUUCUGCUGGAAAUAUCAGAAUUUCAUAUAGCGGGUAACUGAAAACGACUAGCCAAUACAGUGUGGUUAUAUAUGAGUAGAAGUCUGCGUAAAAACAUACAGAGUUUAAAUAUUAAUGUUACUUAUUGUGUGGAAUAACCACUGUAAAAAGAGAAGCUUAGUCAUAGGAUGCUGUUGAUAGUAUGUUGGAGUAAAACCUUGUUUGUUUCCACAGCAUGGUUGAACCCAGCUCUGCAGAUAAUUAAGUGAUUUCUGUCCAAGGAUGAAAAAGUACAUAGUCAGAAGUGUUUGGGAAUGGAUUGUGAGACUGAGCAGAACUUCUGAGAGGGUAAAACUCGCACUAUACUUUAGCAAAUAAACUCUAGUGCCACUAGCAGGAAAAGAGUGCAUGCAGACUGUAAAAAUCAGAUUCCUACAAUCUAGUAUGGUUUUCAAAUUUGAUGUGUAUGAGACAGAGAAACAAUUUUGUGAUCACUCCCUGUGAAUCAGAAGGCUAACAGCUUUGAAUACAAAAGUGAGUCAGCAAUCUUCUGGCGAAAGAGUAUGUUCACUAUAAUAUCAAAAAGGGUAGGUUCGGUAGACAAUAGACUUUUCAGUGCAUACAAAAGCAAGAUUUCAAUCCUGAUUAUGUUUACAUGCCACUGACUACAUGGAACGUUAACACAACCCACGUCCAGACCGUGAACUCACGCGGCCUUCUUACACAACAAUAUACAAGAAUGCAGCUCUGUUUUUUUAUUUGCACAGAAUCAAGAGACCUUGACUGUGAGUGCUCCUAACAAAUAAGCUGUAGAAUGUAUGACUUUUGUUUUUAAAAAUUACUUACUUACUCUUACCUUACUCACAAUAAACAGGAUCUAGAUAGAUUGUUCACAAAAUUGACAGAAAAUUUGCAACAAACAUGUUUUGUACAUGGCAUCUCUACUCUGCAGUGUUAUAAGGGGAUCAUCUCAGUGUGAAUUUGAUUAUUUGUAUUUGAUGUCAUUAUCUGCCACAUAUUUUCUACGGUGCUCAUUGUAUUGACAGCCAAGAGAUGAUGACAAAUCUGGCCAAUCAGUUUAAGCACCACUGUACCUGAAAGCCAUCCGAUCAAUUUCAUGGUAACUGACGUAAGAACUGCUGGAUAUUUGUGUGGUAAAGCCCAAUACAGCUUCAUAAUGGAGACCGCUAAGAGUUUUUUCCUCCUAAGUGUUAUAAAACCAUAUUACUAAUAAUAAUUAUAAGCUUUAUAUAGCACCUUUCAUACUUAAAAUGUAGCUCAAAGUCAAAUAAUUAUAAAGACAAGAUAUUGUCGAUUAAAAAAAAAAGACAGAAAUAAAAUGUGUGAAUUAAAACACUGUGAUUGUGAGACUAUAUCCACACAACAAAUAACAAGACAAAACAAACACUUAGGGGCCCUUCCUCUGUGCCUCCCUGGAGUGGGGUGACACUGAUUGUGGGAAUCAGUGUCAGUGUCAGAUUGUGGGUAUAAUAUGUCUCUUAAGUAGCUGUAUUGGACUUUACCACUCAAAUAUCCUGCAGUUGUAAUGUUGGUUACUGUGGAAUUGCCCAUCAGAAUAUCCCCCAGAUGUUCUGUUUCUUGCAUAUUCAUUGGACACCAGAUUAUAAACAUAUACAGAUAACGCUGCACAAGAGUGUUUAUUUCCAGUAAUAAAAAUGUAAAAACAUAUGAUUAGUACAUGCUUGAAUAUGUGUAAAUACAUAUAGUACCUCUAAAUGAAGGUGAAUUUUCAUUGUGUAUAUGUUAUAAAAAUGUUUUUGGAUUUUGUUAUUAUAGCACUAUAUAGUAUUAUCAUUUAAAUUGUGUACUUUUACAAGACUUGCUUGUAGCACUUAUGUGUAAAUAUGUAUUAUGCAAGUGCCUGGCAAUCUCAUCAGAGGUCUUUGAUGUUUUCAUUUAUGUAUUUUUUAAUUUUUAAAAAAAUAUUUUGAAUUGCCUGUGCUGUGGUCACAGUAGUCAUAGCAAUGUAAAAUCUCAGGCUCGAACUGCAGCUGUCUCAUUCCCCACAUCUCCAAGGAUGUCUCAUUUACCACAGGAGCCAAGGAUGACUGUCACACAAAUCCAUUCUACAUCCAUGCUCCCUCCUCAGGAGGAGGAGUUGGCCCAAACCUGAUUGACUCAAGGGAAUGACUGGAUAGCUUAUCUGAUUUCUUUUCAUUUUAAAAUACUUUCUUUUUUUUAUUGGUCACUGCACAUAUCUCAGUAUGGCUAUGCUUCCAGAGAUCUGUGUACAUUCUUGUCUUCGGAAUUGUGUUGACUGAACGGAUCCAAGGUCUUGAAGAUAAUUCUGAAAUGAAGCUUUUCUAUACUUUUUUCUUAUUCAAUAUUAUGGAUCCAGUUUCUGACAUCAAGACAUAAAAGCCUCUUACACUCUGAAAGAAA
Conger conger (European conger) is the source of this 6488-nucleotide messenger RNA. Its product is annotated as tumor necrosis factor receptor superfamily member 16-like. Gene Ontology annotation, cellular component: cell surface; plasma membrane. NCBI's taxonomy places the organism in Eukaryota, Metazoa, Chordata, Actinopteri, Anguilliformes, Congridae. The record is from RefSeq and is a predicted model, not a curated record. Bases 370 to 1647 code for a protein of 425 amino acids. Gene Ontology annotation, biological process: Rho protein signal transduction. Gene Ontology annotation, molecular function: nerve growth factor binding; coreceptor activity; death receptor activity. The transcript is spliced from 6 exons.